This is a messenger RNA of Colossoma macropomum (tambaqui), 616 nucleotides long. RefSeq names its product C-C motif chemokine 14-like. The transcript has 3 exons. Gene Ontology annotation, cellular component: extracellular region. The coding region runs from base 144 to 389 and encodes 81 amino acids. The record is from RefSeq and is a predicted model, not a curated record. Gene Ontology annotation, biological process: immune response. Gene Ontology annotation, molecular function: chemokine activity. NCBI's taxonomy places the organism in Eukaryota, Metazoa, Chordata, Actinopteri, Characiformes, Serrasalmidae.
GUGAAGGGGGAGGCAGUGGGGGGCAGAGCCUUUAAUAAAGGGCUGAAAAUGAAUUGUGAAAGAUGAGUUAGAGUCUCAGCAGCUUAAACUGGAGAUACAGACGGAGAGAGAAACAUUCAGAGCUUCAGGCGCCUGCAGAGAAGAUGGAGAUGAAGAUGAGCUGUGUGUGUUUGGUGCUGGGGCUGGUCCUGCUGAUGACCGUCUCCUCAGACGCUACCGAUGGUUCCAAUGCCCAUCCUGAUCCGUGCUGUUUCAGCUUCACCACUUCUAAAAUUUCAGUCGAAGAAAUACUAAAAUUUGAAAAAACACAUCCCGACUGCCCAAAGCAGGGCUAUGUUGUUACAACGCCGAGGGGCAGAUUCUGCAAAAAGGACCUGCAGGAAAUCUAGAUUUCAGGGCUGCAGCUUCAACACAGCCCAGACGCAGACGCAGCACACAGAGCAGCUAAAAGCUUUACACGCCCCUUUAAUCAUCACAUGAUUUAUCAAUCAGCGCUUUGCUUUUUCAAUAUCAUCAGUGCUUGUUUAACUCUGUGGAAAUAAAACAAUGUAUGACAAAAAUCUCUGCAGAGAAAAACAACAUCAUGAAGACAAAUUAGAUUUCAGAGCUCCAGCUU